Molecule: messenger RNA, 1349 nt
Organism: Musa acuminata AAA Group (dessert banana)
Lineage: Eukaryota; Viridiplantae; Streptophyta; Magnoliopsida; Zingiberales; Musaceae
Product: deoxyuridine 5'-triphosphate nucleotidohydrolase-like
Exons: 3
Coding region: 540-1205 (221 amino acids)
Biological process (GO): dUTP catabolic process; dUMP biosynthetic process
Molecular function (GO): magnesium ion binding; dUTP diphosphatase activity
Source: RefSeq, a predicted model, not a curated record
AUUUGGGGCUAAAUAAAGUAGAAAUUACAUGAAGCAUUCUAUCAGAUGUGACUUAUUUUUGUUGAUGUUAUUGAUUAUAGUCAAACAUUCAUUAGUGUAGGAUUUAUCACAACUAUUAGUCGUCUACAUGCUUCUUGCUUUGUAUAGGUCAUUUUGGUUUCAAUAUAAAUAUAGCCAUGUAACAAGAAAGAUCAAGAGAUCGAUUUGAUCUCUGUUGUGAUUAUUGCCAUUACCAUUUUGUUAAUCUUAUUUAUUUUCAGUUGUUAUCAAUAAUAAAUCUAAUUUAACUCCAAUAUAGCACUAAAUGCAUCUAAUUGAACCUUUUAAUGAAUAGAUCCCAUUAACAUGGAAUAUAGAAUUUAAAAGUAUUAAUUAGAAAAUUAAAUCUCUUGCGAUGAUUUUUAAUUCUUUUAUUAAAUCUUACUCGUUCUCAAUUGUUGUUAUUUGUUAUUUAUGUACGUGCAAUAAAAACACUUGGAGAGGGCUGAGAAGAUCGCGCACAGCAAAUAGGUGGGAAGCCACAGCCAGCCAAUACAAACAUGGGAAACGCCGUGGCGGGAGGUAUUGCCGCCAAAAGUUUCCCGAGGCUUUAUACCUCGAAGCCCUACCGCCGCUCCUCCAUUGCGCCAUAUCCAUCCUUCGUUAUCCUUCCUCCGCCUCUAUCCCGAGCCAGAAUGGCCUCCAGCGACGCUGUCAAUGGCGGCAGCCCGGGCGUCCAGGAGCCGUCUCCAAAGGUCCCAAAGCUCUCUCAGAACGGUGGCCUCCACGGGGAGAUCCGGCUCCCUCUUAUUCGCGUCAAGAAGCUAUCGCAAAAUGCCAUCUUGCCUUCUAGGGCUUCCCCUCUUUCCGCCGGCUACGAUCUCUCAAGCGCCGCGGGAGUGCUAGUGCCUGCUCGAGGCAAAGCCCUCGUUCCUACCGACCUCAGCAUCGCCAUUCCGGAUGACACUUAUGCCCGCAUUGCCCCGAGAUCGGGCCUGGCAUGGAAGCACUCGAUCGAUGUGGGAGCCGGCGUGAUCGAUGCUGACUACCGUGGGCCUAUUGGUGUCAUUCUGUUCAACCACUCGGAUGUGGACUUUGAGGUGAAGCCUGGGGAUCGGAUAGCUCAGGUGAUAAUUGAAAGGAUCAUGACCCCAGAAGUCGUGGAGGUUCUUGAUUUGGAUUCCACUGUCAGGGGCGAUGGAGGGUUUGGAUCCACAGGUGUGUGAUGUGACUACAUCGUAUAUUUCUCUGCUGAUUUUGGAGGAUUGUGCUCUUAUACUUCUACUAUAAUGUGAUGGUUGUUCAUGAACGCUAGAAAACAAUCCAGUGUUUGGUUAAACUUUUGAUCGUAUGCUAACUCGUUUUGAUCA